Messenger RNA from Puma concolor (puma), 258 nucleotides. RefSeq names its product InaF motif containing 1 (gene INAFM1). Lineage: Eukaryota; Metazoa; Chordata; Mammalia; Carnivora; Felidae. The record is from RefSeq and is a predicted model, not a curated record.
CGGCCCCCCGCGGGCCCCGCCGGCCCGCCGCCCAGCGCGCCGUCUCCUCCGUGCGCCGCCCGCCCGGGCGCGCCGCCUGCCCCGGCGCCUGCCGCUGCCUCGAUCUCCUGCCUCCUGGGAGCCCCCGGCGGGCCGCGACCCCAGCUCGAGCUGCCGCGCAGCCGCCGCCGCCGCCACAGCGACCACAGCCGCCGCCCGAACCACCGCCAGACACCCAGAGAGAGGCCGGAGGCCGCGGGGGGGCGAGGACCCGGGUAG